Acanthosepion pharaonis is the source of this 549-nucleotide messenger RNA. Lineage: Eukaryota; Metazoa; Mollusca; Cephalopoda; Sepiida; Sepiidae. The record is from the annotation of a GenBank genome assembly.
AUGGAGCCAUCAUUUUCUUACACUUUCCUUCUUUUCCGCCUGAAAGUUCUUUCGCAUCAAAAACAUAUUGCAACUUUCUUUUUUUUUCUGGGUUUUUUUUCGUUCAAUUUCUUCCUUAAUUUUUUAAAAUUUCUACCAUUCCUUCUUUAUUUCACAAACUGUCAUAUCUAUCUAUCUAUCUAUCUAUCUAUCUAUCUAUCUAUCUAUCUCAGCAGCUUUAUAUAUAUAUAUAUAUCUACUUAUCUCAGUAUCAUUUUCUUUCCAGCUCUUCUUUCUUUCUUUCUUUCUUUCUUUCUUUCUUUCUUUCUUUCUUUCUUUCUUUCUUCCCAGCGUUAUUUUUUAUAUCUUUUUAUUUACUUUUUGUAUUCCAUUAUUCAUUCUUCUGAUUUAAUUCUGUUUUGUUUUUUCCUUUCUUUGUAUUUAAUUUUUACUUUCCUUUCCUUAUUAUAUUUCUUUCUUUCUUUCUUUCUUUCUUUCUUGCUUUCUUUCUUUCUUUCUUUCUUAGCUCCCCACCUUAUCCUUCUUCUACUCCCAUUUUCCUUAAUGUAA